CGCCAGGCUCGGCUUCCGGGAGUUCAGCGGGGAAUGUUUCUGCACUCUGAGAGCAAGUGCUAAUGUGAAAAGUUUUCAUUUCGUGACCUUUGGCUCUACCUGAGAUACUAUCACUUUAAAGAAGAUGAAUGAAGCUAAAUUUGUGUACCAGAACAUUCCACCAGUGACUUUACAUUUGUCAGAAGAGACUACCACAUCCAGUGUAUGUGUAAGCAAUAUGGAAAAUGUUGAGAACCAGUUCAAAGAUUUUGUGGAAAUAUUCCUUGUCGAAGUUUACAGAUGUAAAAUCUGCACAUAUGCCAGCAGCCUGAAGGUCAAAAUGAACUCCCACAUUGAAAAUCUUCACAAACCCAAGAGCAAUGAUCGGCUUUCUAAGAAGGUAACGAGUACAUGUCACACAGAACAUGACUCCUCAUACAGUACUGAUAUAGAAAUUGACACUGAAAGUAAAGUGGCUGAGGACAUUAUUGUGGACAAUCUAGAGAGGAUGUCAUUUCUUCUUCCUAUGUACAGGAUGCUUCACAACAUCAGCCCAGUGUCCUGUGAAAUGGGACUGAGAGGGCACAAUGAUAAUCUUCACUCUGCUGAUGCAUGUGAGGUCAGCACACUGUUUGAAGUGGAGUCUACACCUUUUCAGGUAGAUGGACCUCACUCUGUGGUAUCAGGGCCUGUUGGAACUGCUGUGCCUGAAGAUGAUGAGGAAGCUCAGUCAGAACACCUUAUGUCACUCGGCCUUUGCCGGAUAUCCAAUAGUAAUAAAACUCAUACAAUGAACAUGGAAACCGGUGAUGAAAGUAUCAUUCUAAAGAAGCAAAGGCAUCUUAGUAAAAAAAAACGGAGUGUAAACCGAUGCUCCAAUAAUACCGGAAACUCUCAAACUGGCUUGAAAAAUGAAUGCUAUAUUUGCAAGAUGUGUAAACUAGACUUUAAGUCAAAAGACAUUUAUAACCUCCACUUGAACUGUCAUGAUAGUGACUCAGGUUUUAAAUGCAUGUACUGCAGCUCCUGCAUGACUGAGUGGACCUCGAUGGAACAGCAUCUCAGGAGCCACAAUGCCAAAGGGUUGAGUUACAGUUGCUCAUUCUGUAAAAAGGUUUUUGCCAGGCGGAAUGCUUGGAAACUGCAUGAAGUCACUCAUCAACAAAAGUCAGGCCCCUUCUACUGUUCAAAGUGCCCAUCUUUUUAUUCAUCUGAGCAUGUGAGAGACUUGCAUUCUGCUUGCCAUUAUGAAGAGGCUUUUAAAUGUACAGCAUGUGACUUUACUGAUGAAGCAUGGAGUAAGGUUUAUAAACAUCUGUGUAACCAUGACAAUAGUAUUAAGCCACAUGGAUGUACCGACUGUGGCAAGAGAUUCUUCAGAACAGUUGAAUUGAAGGAACAUAUGGCGAGGCAUAAUGAGGCAAGACCUUAUCUCUGCCAGUUUUGUGGACGGUCAUUCAAGUAUAGAAGGCAGAUGAAUAAACAUCGCAGACAUGUCCAUCAGACGGCAAAAGAAGAAAGGAGAGAAAAUGAAAAUGAUCCAACAAGUAAACAGCAUGUGGAGAAGGAGCCUCAACAUAAGUCAAAAAAGCCAAACAAAGAAUUUCACUGCAGUAUUUGUACCAGGAAAUGCUCCUCCAAGUUGGCACUACAGAGACACAUGGGAACACACACUGGUAUAAAACCAUUUCAUUGUCAGCACUGUGAUUAUAAAACCAGGCUAAAGGCAUCACUGAUACAGCACAUGAGAGUUCACACAGGUGAGAAGCCCUUCAAGUGUACAAUCUGCCAAUAUGCCUCCAUUGAUGCCAGCUCUUUAAGGCGACAUUCCCGCACACAUUCUACUGAGAAACCUUACAAAUGCCAGCUCUGUUCUUAUAGUUGCAUCCAAAAGAAGAGCUUGGAUCUUCAUGUGCGCCGGCAUCACACAGGUGAGACCUUUGGAUGCCAUUUAUGUGUCUACUCCUCACCUGACAAACAGCUUUUGCAAAAGCAUCUGAAGAAACAUCAGAAGGAGAUGGAAGAAACUUUAAGGAGCAUUCAAACAACCCCUCGAGGGGAGCCAUUUACAACAGAAAAUUUUGUGGGAGCCCAUGACAUCCUGCAAACUAGCAAACCUUAAGAAACUGUGUUCACAUAUCUGUAAACGAGAAGUUUCUCCCAACUGUUUUUAAUAGGCUAGCUGGGCUAGCUGUUACCAUCUCAGGAACUGGCAAUACUAACUAAAUUCACUGAUGGCUUGGAGUGUGUUCCAAGAUUGUUCGCAUUCUGAAAGGAGCGUUGGUAUGUUAAGAGUUAGAAUCUGCCAGUGAAUUGUGAGAAAGUUAACUGUACAGUCUCUUAUGCUAACAAAAAAAUAGUGUCUCUGUUUUCCAGCCGUUUAGACCUUUUCUAUUCAAGCAUGCUCAACCCCAGCAUUGCCCCACUACUUAUUUACUUUUCAAGGAAGAGUCAAAGCGGUGGGUUUAGUUUUAUAAGGACUGUAUUUGCACAAAGGCUGCCCCAAAAAAUUAAAGAAUAAAUUAAAAUUUAAAACACAGACCAAAGAAUGAAGAAACCUCUUGAUCAAAACCACUGCUCUAUACGUUUAGCAUGUUGUUAAUAAACAGUGUGUGCCAAUGCACGUGCUCUUCAAAAGAAAGAAGACAUGGUUAGGAGCAAUUUUGACCUUCUCUGCAGCUUUUCCGCCACAUUUGAUUUCAUCAUGCAUUCUGAUAGUCGAACUGUUAAACUUUGCACUGUUACAAUCAGCCAGAGCUGUGAAAUGUUUCCACCAACACACAGCCUGCAAUUGAAUAUGGAUGAGUUGCAUGAAUGAAAUUGCAUGAUUGCUUUUAGGUUUUGCUAAUCUCAUUAUUACCCAAACCAUCAAAUGCAGUGAAGUUAUUAAUUUAAGAAAAUAAACUUAUACAGGCACUUGGAGUUACAAAGCAAUGUACAAUGAUGUGCUAGUAAUGCAUUUUUACCUGAAGAAGAAUAGCUGGAAAUUACAUUUAGAAAUAUUAUUUGAGCGCUUAAUGCAUUGGUAUAGUGGUAUCAGUCUUGAUUUGGUAGUAGCUUAGACCUCUGACCUCUGAGUUAGAAUGUCCUGUGUUCAGGUUUCGCCAAAGACACUUAAACAUAUAAUCUAGCAUGACACUUCAGGACGCUACUGAGAGAACACUGUCCUGUGCUGUCUUUGAUGGAUCAGUUCCUUGAAGAAUAGGAUUGCAAACAGAUGCAAAAUUCAGUGUUGGAUGUGAUAUUGAACUGUUUGACCUCAAUAUGAAACUUGGCCCAUACUUCCAAAGAGGAUCAACCUGUAGUACAGUUGAUCCUUAAUACUUGGCUUGCAAUCCAGAGAAGUGCACAGGGAAAUGGUAAGAAAUGUGGAAGUUGAAAACCAUAGAGUUGUAGAUCAGGAUGAAAUGUGGAGAUCUGAUGUCAUAUUUCAGAUAAAGAGAUGUAAAAAUCCAGUGGCAAAUGAUAUAGUGGUCUGAGUCAAUGUCUUAAAUCAAUGUGCCCACGAACACUACCAUGCAAAACCAUUGUGUUUUCUCCUUUUAAAAGUUUUAGAAAUGUUUCAUGUAUUUGUAUAGGUUGGUUUUGUUUGAAGCUUGGCUUUCAGUUCUGUAAGACAGUAUUUAGUAUUCUGAAGGCAAGUUAUAUUUGCAUACUAAUUUGCUGAUUUCAGCAUCUUCUUUGGAAUACAGAAAGAAACAAACUUCAUCUCCUGAGAGUCCGUGAAUUUGGAGUUGGCGAAGACCCAGCUCUUUUGUUGUUUCUCAUUUCUGAAACAACUGAAGCCUCUUGUCUUACAUUAGUUCUCUCUGCUCUCAGUGCACAGUUGACAGCACAGAAGAAACAAAAUUAUGGUGGUCUCUACAUGACUGCAAGCCUCCUGAUCUAUCACCGGAGUCUCUCCUAGUGGUCUUCAGAAUGUGCUAAACGGGAUGAUUGUGCCUGUUCCCUAUGGCCUUUCUGAUCCAUGUGGCUAGAUACCACACGAGGCAGUGAAUUCACCCAUAGAGCCAUCUAGGCAGGCUGGUGCUUAUUGUAAAUUUUCCCCAGUCAGCCUUCAGCUGCUCAACUAAGUCAGCAGAGGAGAGGGAUAGAACCAGUAGCAAUCUGUAUUUUACAGAUUAAUGUUCCCAAAAGAGGCUAUUUAGUCAAAUGAGAUAUUAGAAGUUAAUUCCUUCUGUUUUUGGGAAAUGAUGCCUGGUGAGAAUAUUUUGUCUACAAAGCUGGAAAAAGAUAUACAACAAGCAGUUAUUGUUGCAAUGUUCAAUAUCUUUCAUAAUAUAUUCUGAAUGUAUUAACUACUUUCUAUAAAAUUUGGAGCUAAAUAGUGUAUGGAUUGCAUGGUAUACUGCUAAUACACUGUGAUAAGAAGGUCCUAGUUCAGUAUUUACCUUGAGUUGCACAAUUUGAUCUUAUCUGGAAUGAGUUUAUUUUUUCAUGCAACAAAACAGAUGCUGGGAAAGCCACAUGUAUUUUCCAUUCCUAAAUGGGUGCUCAAGAAAUGGGAAACACACUUAUAAAGUGACUUUCAGAAAAUCCUAACUGCUUUACAAUUAAUCUUAAAAUGAUUUUGAAGUUUAUGGUGGUUUAUUAUGCACUCGCUACUAUAAAAUAGGAAGCAUUAUAGCCUACUUGCGCAAAGCAAGCUCCAUGCAAAUGAUUAUCAAAUAAGUAACCAGAUAUUCAAUUUUAGAUAUUGACUGAGGAAUAAAUUAUUUUCCAGAACACAAGGAGAAUCCUACUUCAGACACUACCAUGGAAUCCUCCAUGUCAACUUCGGUGCAGAAGUUUAGGCUAAUGUUCAUAUACGUACUGAGGGUAGCUGCACAGUCUCGGGUGCCAUCUUUUGUAUCAGACAUUAAACAACCUCACCACCAGUUAAGAGGAGAGCAGGAUUGUUAACCCUGAUAGCUAGCUGACCAUCUGUGCAUCGGAAUGACAGAUUAUCUAUUCACUAUCACUUUAUUGCUAGUCAGAGUUUGCUGUGGGCAAAUUGGCUGCAGUUUCUACUACAUCAUAACAAUGACGACACUUCAAAAGCAUUUUCUUGGGUCUGAAGCAUUUCAGGAUGUCCUGAGGUGUUUUACAAACGGAAGCCUUUUACUUUUUCUUUUACUAAAGAGGGCUGACAGUAUCUCAAAAAAAUGUUUUUUUUAAAUAGCCUGAAUAGCUUUGAUGGGCAAUUCAAAGGACACUGUGAUACUGGUGACCUCUUCUCCCUGAAGAUUUUGACUUCUGUUGGUGUACAAUUCCAUAGGCAUUAAGUAUUAAUUUUCCUAAAAAAAUUUUGUUUUCCAAAAAAACUUGAAGGAUUUCUCAGAUAUGACAAUUCUAAGGAGGUGGAUCACAUACCUGCUUUGUCAACCAUUCACUUAAAUGGAAGUAAAAUUGUGUUGGAUCUCAUUCCUGAGAAUUCUGUGUUGUUGUGAUUUCGGGUAGAGUCUCUGGUUGUUUCUGCUGCUUAGAUCCCCAACGAGGUAAGAUAUCACAGAAUCCAUACAGUGUGGAAACAGGACAUUCGGUCCAACAGGUCCACACUGCCCCUCCAAACAGCAUUCCACCCAGACCCGUUCCCCUAACCCUGCAUUUCUCAUGUGUAACACACCUAACCUAACCUAAACAUCCCUGGGCACUAUUAGCAAUUUAGCAUGGCCAAUCCACCUACCUUGCACUUCUUUGGACUAUGUGAGGAAAUUGGAGCACCUGGAGAACACCCACGCAGACACUGGGAGAACAUGCAAACUCCACACAGACAGUUGCCCAAGGUCAGAAUCACAUCUGGGUUCCUGGCGCUGUGAGGUAGCAGUGUUAGCCACUGAGCCACCGUGCUACCCCCGUAAGAUGCUGAGUUUUAGUAAACUUCAAAUUAAACAAAGAACUGGAGAUCUGAAACAAAGAAUAAAUACCUGGAAAAACUCAGCAGAUUUGGCAGCACCUGCAGGGAGGAAGCAGAGCUAAUGCUUCUAGUCCAGUGACCUUUCUUCAGAACUGAUAGUAGUCUACUAUGCUUAUGCAUCAUAGUGUGUCAAUGGUUAGCAGGGACCCAGGUUCGAUUCCACUGUAGGGACCAUGUGGGGUUUGCACAUUCUCCCCACGUACGCACAGGUUUCCUCUGGGUGCUCUGAUUUCCUCCCACAGUCCAAGGAUAUUCAGAUUAGGUGGAUUGGCCAUGCCAAACUGCCCAGUUGUAUCCAGGGAUCAUUAGCCAUAGGAAAUGCAGUGUUACAGAGACAGAGUGGAGGUUGGUUCUGAUAGGGAUGCUCUUUGGAGGGUUGGUGUGAACUCAAUGGGACGAAUGACCUCUUCCACAUAGUAGAGAUUUCUGUAAUUCUAUGACAAGGUUUUUGGGUUAGCUGAAAAUAGGUUGGUUGCGCUGAAAGCACCUCUAGGCUUGAUAGGGCCUGCAUUGUGGAGUGGGUAAAAGACACGCAGGGAGGUAUUCAUGUACCAAAAUUAUUGAACGCAAUGUUGAAUCCUAAAGUCUGAAAGGUCCUCAAGCAGAAGUUGAGGUUUUGUCUUCCAACUUGCACUGAGUCUUGCUAGAGCACUGCAGUAAACCUGAGACAGAAAUGUUGGCAAUGAGAACACUCUGGUGUGUUGAAGAGGCAGACAACCGGAAACUUGGGGCCAUUUUUACUGACAGAAUAUAGAUGUUCCACAAAGCAGCCACUGUCCACGUUUCGUCUCCUCAGUGAAGAAAGUACUGCAUUACGAGUGGUGAAUAGAGUAGAUUAGAUUGAGUGAAGUGCAGAUAAGUCAUUGCUUCACCUGCUGUGGGGCCUUGGGCAGUAAGGCCGUAGGAGAUAAUGUGAUGCGACUUUUACAAUUGCAUGUGCCAUGGGGCUGUGGGAAGAUAUUCAGAGUGAAGGAGGAGUCCAACCUGAGUGUCCUGGAGGGAGUGAUCCCUGUGGAAUACUGAGAGGGGAGGUGAGGGUUACAUGUGUCUAGCCAUCUUAAUGCUGUUUGGCCAUGAAAUAUUAGCAAAAGUCAAACCGGAAGAGGGGAGAGACAGUUGGAUCAGAUUGAAUAUCACCCUGUGAUGCAUUAGCAGGCAAGUUGUCAAGAAAUUAUCUAACUUUGGUCAGGAUAUUUUAAUUUCCUUUCUUCUAGCCUUAAGAAUUAUUGAAGAGAGGCUGGCUACUAACUUUUCUAAGAUUAGUUUAUCCAUGGUAAUAGACAAAAUGGUUCUGAUGAAAAGUCAUGUCAAUUUGAAGUAUUAACUCUGUCAAUCUGCACAGAUUCUGUCUGAUCUGUUGACUAGUUCCUGCAGCUUUUAUUUCCUUUUCAGAUUUCCAGCAUGCACAGUAUUUUGCUGUUUGUACGUUAUAUAAUUAUGCAAUUCUUACGUAUCUGCACGCCUUUCUUUCACAGUUGAACAGGAAUGCCCAUAAUCUGAAAUUGUGGUCAGUUUACAAGGGAGGUUAGCAGAGUUACCCCUGGGUAAGAAGUAGCAGGGGUAGUGGUAGUGCCACUGGACUACUAAUCCAGAACUCUAGGCAAAUGGUCUGGGGGUAUGGUCGAUGGUGAAAUUUGAAUUAAAUAUAAAUCAAGAAUAAAAAGCCAUCCUAAAGAUCACUAUGAAACCACUGUCAAUUGUCAUUUUUCUAAAAAAAAAUCCACCUGGUUCACUCAUGUCCUUUAGGGAGGGAAAUCUGCUGUCCCCAUCCAGUGUGUCCUUCAUGUGGACUCCAGACCACAUCCCUUGAAUGAAUAAUGAGUUCCUGUUCCCUUGGUGUUCUGUCUUAUCCCUCACUACCACCACAACCACUGUCCAUAAAUUUACCCCCACCUGGAUCCCUGAGACAGUAACAAAGUCAGGAAUAAAUAAAUCCAAUUAGUAAUCAUCAGAAGCGAAAUGUGUGAGCAUCUGGUUUCUGAAAAAAUGGAAAUAUCUAACAGGCCACAACAUAGCUAGAACUUAACAUUGCCCAAUGUGUUUCAAUUGCAUGUUAAUUAUGUGGUAUCAGCAGUGUUUGUGUUUGAAGUAGGGGUAAUUCAUCACCCUAAUUGAUCAGCAAUGUUCAUGAAGAUUUGUGACUACAAUUGUUUGUUUUCUAUUGAAUGGGUACAUUAGGAAGCUAACGACUUGAUCUGAUUAACAAUUUAUGUGAAAAUGAUUUCUACCGAUCGAUAGUGUUUCUAGAAAUCAAAUCUCGUGAUGAUAUUUCAACUUGAUAUAUUGUAUUAAUACCCUGUAACUGGCAGGAAAAGCACGUUUGGAAUCAAGUGAAUAUUUUGAACUACUCUGUAUGUCUGAAAAUGUACAAUCUAACUAAAGUGAUGUUUGACAGAAUUUCUCAUUUUCAACUGAACAAGGUGAUUUUUUUAAUCAGGAGAGACAAGGUAAAACCCAAGUUAGGCAGUUUUUGUUUGAAUUCCUUGUUUGCACAAGUUGCUGUAUUGUUUAAACAGCGCAAAGAGCCCUUGGUGAAUUUGUACUGAUGUGCAGCAAGGAACAUUGUACAACAGCAGUGUUGACUGACUGGAAAGUAAUCCAGCUCUUAAUAAAUAGGUCUCAGGCACUUAGUGUAAAAGUUGGGAGUAUGAAGUUUGCGGAACUUGUGAACUGUAAGCAGAAGGAGCUGUUCAAGGAAAAUCAGGGAGCUACAGAAACAAAAAUGAAUUUUAAAAAAAGGGACUACAGGAAGUUUUAGACCACUAUCUUUCAAAACGCUCUUCCACGUCAUACCCAAUAUUUGCCAUGAAUGUAAUGCGCUUUUGGCGAUUUU
This is a messenger RNA of Stegostoma tigrinum, 8708 nucleotides long. RefSeq names its product oocyte zinc finger protein XlCOF6. Gene Ontology annotation, biological process: regulation of transcription by RNA polymerase II. The coding region runs from base 125 to 2101 and encodes 658 amino acids. The transcript has 7 exons. Gene Ontology annotation, cellular component: nucleus. NCBI's taxonomy places the organism in Eukaryota, Metazoa, Chordata, Chondrichthyes, Orectolobiformes, Stegostomatidae. The record is from RefSeq and is a predicted model, not a curated record. Gene Ontology annotation, molecular function: RNA polymerase II transcription regulatory region sequence-specific DNA binding; DNA-binding transcription factor activity, RNA polymerase II-specific.